Ornithodoros turicata is the source of this 1849-nucleotide messenger RNA. RefSeq names its product caspase-3-like. Lineage: Eukaryota; Metazoa; Arthropoda; Arachnida; Ixodida; Argasidae. The record is from RefSeq and is a predicted model, not a curated record. Bases 227 to 1675 code for a protein of 482 amino acids. Gene Ontology annotation, molecular function: cysteine-type endopeptidase activity; protein binding. The transcript has 10 exons. Gene Ontology annotation, biological process: proteolysis.
GUUGUGUCCAGUGACUCCAGUCGCAGUUGCUCAAACAGAAGGAGCUGCUUGGUCGACGAUGGCUACGUUUUGCAUGGCGAUUUUGCGCACUGGCAGUAGGAAAAAAAACUAAAGUUGGAGCAGCCAACGUUUUCCUGCCCACGGAGCAUGUUAUCAAACCACGUUGACGUGAACGCAUGUAAUAUCUUCAAGGGAAUAGAGCCUGAUCAGUUGUGGAACGAUCGACAUGGAGGACAGGCAAAGUGAAUGUCAUGCGGACGAAAUUCCUAGAGGAGAAAGAGGAAGCGGCCACGAAAGCUUGCCACCUGUGUACGCUGACGAGGGAGAAGUCAAGUUGCAAGGCAUCAGCAUACCCGAACAUUAUUCUCAUGAUGACAUCUGGUACAAGAUGGACAAUCUGAACGCAGGAAAAAAGUGUGGAAUAUGUGCCAUCAUAAAAGUUAAGAGUCCUGACACGCAAGAACAAUCGGGAGCUGAAGCAGACGCCAAGACCAUAGAAAGUGUAUUUGGUGGCGUCAUUGGCUUUGACGUUAAAGUUUACCACGCUUCCACACCAGCAGACAUCCGCGAAAAGCUCAAGACGUGUAAAGACGAUAUUGAGAAGGAUUCAUCGAGAGCAUCAGAUUGCUUCGCCUGCUUUGUGCUGGGUCACGGCAAGGAAGAUAUCACGUUCCCUUUCGGCGGCGAACUGAUUGACCUGGAAUACAUCUACGAACAGUUCAGUAACAAAGUCUGCACGAAGCUUCUUGGGAAACCCAAAUUGUUCUUCUUACACACGUUACGUGGCUGGAAACAGGGAGGCGAACAUCACUUUGCUGACGGUCCGAGCAAGACUACAAGUGUGCCUUCACGUGCUGAUUUCUUUACAUUCGAGAGUACCUCCGCAGGUUAUCUUUCGUCUCCGGGUUCAGUUGGCGGUUCUUUAUUCGUCCAGGCGCUCUGUCAAGUCAUCAAAAGAGACUAUCUUACCAAGAAUUUCCAAGAAAUGAUGACACUGGUCAAGUGUUAUGUAGCACGGGAAAAGAAACCGGAUGAGACACUGUACAGACACUCCACGCUCACGAAGAAUAUUCGGUUUGCAGCUGAAGAUAUUGACGUAGACGACGAACCGACAUCCUCGCACCCAAGUACUGUUGUGAACAGACAACAGAUAGAUAUGCGGCCAGCAAGUCCACGCUUUGAAGACAACCCAGACGAUCCUGAUGCGGAUAUGAACAUGAAGAUAUUGUCUCCCACAGAGAUAGAAUGGCAACCGCAACGAAUACUACAAAUGUUCGAUGUUGGUAGUAUGGGAGGAGAAAACGAAAUUCGAAGUGGGAGCAUCGAGAUGGAAGGUUACACGUUCGAGCUAGGUCUUCGUGCCACAGAACACAAGGGAAAGCUUUAUGUGGUAGCUACGUUUUACAUGUGUCGCGGUCCCAGUGACGAUAAUGUGGAAUGGCCAUUCAACACGCCGUACAAGAUCACCCUAUGUCACCCAAAAGACGACAACAAGAACGUCUGGCAACUCUCCCUGUUCACCAAUCGUACCCGCUCUUCUUACGAGAGGCCAAUAUCUAACCGUAAUGUCGGUAUGGAUUUACCGCUCCUACCCGUUGAGGCCAUUCGACAACAUAAUUUUAUAAUCGACAAUGCCUUGCGCCUGGUAUUUCGGAUGUCUCCGCGAACUUCAUAAUGAUCUAUAAUAUAAUGCACUAGAGAGCGGCAUUAUGCUGAGUGCAGAGUAUAUGAUCAUGUUUUGUUCAUGAACCAAGUUAAAUCUGGCACGCAGUGACUGUCGGUGUGGCCGUGAUCUGAAUGUUUAUGUAAAAGAUAAGACUAGAAUAAAAAGCUGGAAUGUAAAAAGCUG